CGCUACAAACCGGAAGGUUCGUCAUUCGUCCUUUACCAUUCAGCUCUGAACAUAACAAACGUUUAAGAAAUGAUUUCGUUGCCCAAAAAUACGAUUGUUCAAGCUGUAACCAAAGCUGUUCCUAGAGGUAACCUAGCGUCUGUUGGUUUACCAGCAAUUACAGCACAGCCUAAAAUAACUGUUGAACAGCCCCCCAAAAAGCUCACAAGUUAUACUCUUUCAAAAUGUUUGUCAUGGAAUCCCACCAGUGCGAGCGUUUCUAUGGGAGGCACCCAACAAGUUCGUUUGGCUCAUACAGAUGUGAAAGUCCCAGAUUUUUCUGCCUACAGACGAGAACAGGUUAAAAGAGCUGAUGUGAAAACUGAGGAUUCUGAUGCAACUCGCAAACUGACAUCUUAUUUGGUUGUUGGAGCUGGUGCAGUUACAUGUGUAUACAGUGCCAAGGCCAUUGUCCGUGGUAUUGUAUCUAACCUUAGUCCAGCAGCUGAUGUUGUAGCCAUGUCAAAGGUGGAGAUCAAACUUGGAGACAUACCAGAAGGACGUAAUGUCACAAUGAAAUGGAGAGGCAAACCCCUGUUUGUGAGACACAGAACUGAUGAAGAAAUUGAAAAGGAAGCAGCUGUUAAUAUUUCUGAGCUUCGAGAUCCCCAGGCUGAUUCAGAAAGGACAAAAAAUCCCAAGUUCCUUAUUCUUGUUGGUGUUUGCACACACUUAGGUUGUGUACCAAUUGCUGAUGCUGGGGACUAUGGAGGCUACUAUUGCCCAUGUCAUGGUUCUCACUAUGAUGGCUCUGGAAGAAUCAGGAAAGGCCCAGCUCCUUUAAAUUUAGAAGUUCCUUAUUAUGAGUUCUUAGAUGAUACCACUGUUGUUGUAGGUUGAUUGUUGUACAGAUUCAUUAGAUUGAGGUAUCUCAAGAUAAAUGUUCAAAAUCACCCAAAAACAGAUAUUGUAAUGUAAAAAUAGAAUAAACUACUUCAAAAAUUAAUAAUUUAAAAUUUGACAGCUGAUCGUGGCAUGUGUGUCAAGAUGCAAUGUACGGGGCAAAGUUAUACCUUGUUUAAGAACUCUUGACAUAAAGGUGUGGUAAACAUGAAGUUUAUUUAAUUGAAUACCUGUAUACAAAAUUUAAUGUGCUUGGAUUAAAUAAAUGAUACAUGAAUA
This is a messenger RNA of Physella acuta, 1161 nucleotides long. Its product is annotated as cytochrome b-c1 complex subunit Rieske, mitochondrial-like. Gene Ontology annotation, cellular component: membrane. Lineage: Eukaryota; Metazoa; Mollusca; Gastropoda; Physidae. The record is from RefSeq and is a predicted model, not a curated record. Gene Ontology annotation, molecular function: quinol-cytochrome-c reductase activity; 2 iron, 2 sulfur cluster binding.